Messenger RNA from Staurois parvus, 498 nucleotides. NCBI's taxonomy places the organism in Eukaryota, Metazoa, Chordata, Amphibia, Anura, Ranidae. The record is from the annotation of a GenBank genome assembly.
UGUACAUACACACACACACACACACAGAAACAUGUACACACAUGCACAGAGACACAUGUACACACACACAUACAGACACAUGUAUACACACAUAGACACGCACAUACACAUGUACAUACACGCAGACACAUGUACAGAUACACACAGUGCAUACACACAGACACAUGUACAUGCAUACACAGACACACACAAACACACACACAUGCACACACACACACAUACUCACACGCACACACCCCCUAUAAAAAAUUACAGCACUUCGUUGUUCACGCACAGAGCCGGGUACUGCACUCUAGGGGGAGGCAAAGAGCACAGCACACACUCCUUCCUUGCUUUCUCUGCACUCAGCUAUUGAGCAGUCUGACGGCUCCCAGUGCCAAUGACAGAUCCAGCCUGAGCUCUGAGCCUGCUCAGCAAGAUGGCCCUGGGGGACACACUUGCCCUCACCAUAAUUUCCACUCGCCAUUGGCGAGCAGGCGAGUGGAAAUUUCAAGGCCU